This is a messenger RNA of Clarias gariepinus (North African catfish), 3861 nucleotides long. It is a transcript of the gene clybl, whose product is annotated as citrate lyase beta like. Lineage: Eukaryota; Metazoa; Chordata; Actinopteri; Siluriformes; Clariidae. The coding region runs from base 88 to 1089 and encodes 333 amino acids. The transcript has 8 exons. Gene Ontology annotation, molecular function: (S)-citramalyl-CoA lyase activity. The record is from RefSeq and is a predicted model, not a curated record. Gene Ontology annotation, biological process: regulation of cobalamin catabolic process.
GUCAGCAGCCACCAGCUGAUCCUGUUUAAAGAGGAUCAGAUACCUCUCCAGCUACAGUCAGAGACAGACAGAGACCGACACAGAGGCAUGAUAGAGACAGGAGGGGGGAUAGCCCAGAGGGUGCUCGUGGCAGCGUGGCAGCAGGGAAGUUGGCGAGCCCACCAUAGCCCUGGCUCUCCGUCUCUGAAGUACAUCCCACGACGAGCCGUCCUCUACGUACCAGGCAACGACGAGCGCAAACUCAGGAAGAUCACCUCUCUAAAUGUGGACUGCGCUGUCUUGGACUGCGAGGAUGGCGUCGCCCUUAACAAGAAGGCAGAGGCACGGGAAACAAUCCCAAAGAUGCUGGCUGAGCUGAAUGUGGGACGCACUGAAAAGUGUGUGCGAGUGAACUCUGUGUCCAGUGGCCUGACUGACGCUGAUCUAGAGGUCAUUCUACAGGGGGAGGUCCUCCCCCCGGCAAUCAUGCUACCAAAGGUGGAAGACACAGACGAACUACAGUGGUUUGUUGACAGAUUUCAGCAGCGCUUAAAAGGCCGGAUGCUGAUAGAACCCAUUCGCUUGGUAACCUUUGUGGAAACUGCUGUUGGGUUGCUGAAUUUUAAGGCUGUGUGUGAGGCGGCUCGGCGGCUCGGACCAAAAGUUGGUCUGCAUCAUGACGGAGUAGUCUUCGGCUCUGAUGAUUUCUGUGCCAGCAUAGGUGCAACAAGAACUAAGGAUGCCCGAGAGCUGCUGUAUGCUCGUCAGAAAGUGGUGGUUAUCACCAAAGCCUUUGGCCUGCAGGCUAUCGACCUCGUGUAUAUUGACUAUCAGGAUGGAGAAGGGUUGCGGCAGCAGGCCAGAGAGGGUGCACUCAUGGGCUUUACUGGGAAGCAAGUCAUCCACCCAAAUCAAAUCAGUGCUGUUCAAGAGGAAUUCUCACCCAGUCCAGACAGAGUUAAUUGGGCCGCCGAGUUAAUUGCUGCAUUUGAGGAGCACCAGAAGCUAGGAAAGGGUGCGUUCACCUUCCGUGGCAGUAUGAUUGACAUGCCGUCGUUAAAGCAGGCCCAGAACAUCGUCACCUUGGCCAGAGCUGUCAUGGGCAAGUGAGCCAAACUGGGCAGCCAUAUCUGUCACUGUGCGGGACAUCGGACAAAAAACUGUUAACCUCAGACAGAUGCGUGCCCUCUCAGACCAUUAACAGUGACUCAUCUACGACUCUAUAGGGCACUACUGCGUGGCCUGAUGGGAGUGUCUUCAAUGUCAAAGAAGUGAUUAUAAGAAUUGUUUUUCCUUUGUUUUAUUUUUGUGAAAUUUUUAGAAUGCUAAUUUUCCAAUUUAUUAGCUUAACCUACCUUAUACUCGCACUGAUUGGUUGUUUUUUUCCAAGUACACAUGAAGUGUAUAUACAUUAGUUAUACACAGACUGUUUCUCAAAUUUUCCAUGUACAAAUUGCAUUCCAUACAAUUUAGAUUUAUUAUUAGCAGAGGCCAGCGGCAUUAUGUCACUUCCAUACUGUCCACUUUUGGCGAGAAUGCACCUGCAGUAGACUUUGAUUCCUGUUCUUAACUGAUAAUAUAAGAAUCUGCUGUGGCCUUUUUCAAUUUUAGCCCAUCCACCUUAAUGUAUUUAUGUAUGGUGGCAUGCACUGUGAGAUGCUUUUCUGCUCAUCGUGGUUGUAUAGUUUGGUUAAUUGAAGAACUAUAACCUUCCUGUCAGCUCCAACCAGCCUGGCCAUUCUUCUGUGUCUUCUCUCAAAUCAUCUCUGUCUGUAGAACUGUUGCUCACUGGACAGUUUUCUUUUUCUGUAAUUGAUUUAACUAUAAAGACUAUUGUGUGUUAUAGAAAUUCCAAGAAAUCAGCAGUUUCUAAAAUACUCAGCCCAUCUGGCUUUAGCAACCAUGCCACAGUCAACAUCACUCAAAUCAAACACACACCCAAUUUCUGAUGUUUGAUCUGAACAUUAACUGACUUAUACUAAUAGAAUAUCUUGACCUUAUUUUUUUGCAUAAAUUUAUGCUUCACACUGCUGUCACCUGAGCGGAUAGUUGCAUAUAUAUAUGUGCAGGUGUUUCUAAUAAAGUGGUCAUUAAGUGUGUAGUUGGUGUACCUCAAACAUUGGGUGUCACUAAUAACCAAACUAAAUAUUUGCAUACAUAUGUAUGUGUAGUUGAGAAAAAAAAGAGGUGUGUGUGUGUGUGUGUGUGUGUGUGUGUGUGUGUGUGUGUUUUCAUUCUACUGUGUGCGUAUAUAUUCCUGCCUCCCUCGGGUCAGCUCCUGGGCCAGGGCUUGACGUGUCUGGGGAAAGGGCAAACAAACACUUAUUUCCCCAUUCAGCCCUGAGGCUCCUCCAGGCUCAACCAGGCCACAGUACAUCAAAGCAGCAUUUGCCAAAGAGCCGCCAUAAAUGUCCUUAAACCCACAGUGAGACGAGAGCCAGCGGCCCACUCCAAACCACAGGCCUUUGUUUAGGAGGGCACUCUGAGCUGCUGAAGUGGGGGGUAUGAAUACGUCUUGAAACAGGCAUCAGCUCUAAGCUGACCUGUGUGGCAACAUGACACACUUACACUCAUUCUCUCUCUCAGAAACACACACACUGCAGGGGAUGGUGUUUGUCCACUUUGUUGUAAGUAAAUAGCCACAGUUUCUCGCAUUUUGCACUGCUUUGUUGCUUCGGCCUUGUGGAUUGCAGAGAUUCCUGGAUAGCAGACAGCAUCCGUUGAGCCUAUGAAUUGCUCGCUUUUUGUCCUGAACAUGCCCAAGAACUAGAAGAACAUGCCACCAUUGUCCUCAUACAAACAUUCAAGUCUGCCUUUUGUUAAGAAAGCUUCUUCUGAAAGAAAUCUCUUGGAUCUUAUUUCAAAUGAACUAAUGUAAUGUUGAAGCUUGUGCUUAUUUUUUCCCCUCAUGAAUAGGUUCUAUGAAGUUCACUGUUAUUUCUUGUUUCUGUCAGUCUUUUGUUUUGUUUUUUUGUAGUUGAUGAGGUCUGGGCAAGUCAUACAGAGGGGUGGGAGUAUGAGAGCAGGGUGGAGGGGUUGGAUGGUUAAUCGUUCAGGUGGUCACUAUGGAAAUGAAGGCCUCGGAAAAGCGGUUCAGCUGGGUGUGAUAUGAUCGAUCAUGUCUGUGGUGAGAACUUCAGGUUGUAGCUCAGUGCCAGCCAAGAGAUGCAGACAAAAAGAUGGAGGCCACUGCUGUGACCGGCCCAAAAGGCUGACAGUAAGCUGCCUGCCUGGCAUUUGGCCCACACUUCCACCCUACCCACAACCCACUUCUUUUAGGCUUUCACUCAUUUAUUUUUAAUUUGUUAAUGGUUUUUACAUUGUUUCUCUCUGCCUCGGAUUCUAAACUCCCAUCGUGUGUCAGUAAUGGAGGUAGUCCGGUGGCUUGUCAGACACUGCAGUGUUUCUCACACUGAGACAAAGUGCUGUGUAAGUGAGCUACUCUGACAGAAUGCUGAGCAUUAAGUCGAACAAGCCAAUGGAUUUAAAGUAGAAUUGUAAGAUGGGAUAGAUGCCUGGGUUGAGGAUUCUGGCAAAGCUGUCGUAAGUCUUAGAGAGCUUACGGAACCCUUGUCCUGCUUGUCAUGUCUAUUCGGUCUCUGUCAAAAUAAAGAAGAAACAUAACCACACCUCGAUUUACUGUUCAAUUCAUUCUAAACUCUUGGGGUGGUCUCAUUCUCCUUCUUCAGUCAUUAGUACUUAACUCGUUUUUGUUUGCUGUUUCUGUUUGUUUCUUUUUUAAAAAGACCAACUUUUAGCUAUUGAUUUUAUUGACCAUAUUGAAGCAAUAUUGUAUGUUAACCCCUGAGUAGACUUUUCCAUGUCAUUUGCAAUGCAUUUAUUUGGUUAUUGAUAGUGCUGCACACUUAAUCCCAUAAAAAU